Molecule: messenger RNA, 1263 nt
Organism: Quercus lobata
Lineage: Eukaryota; Viridiplantae; Streptophyta; Magnoliopsida; Fagales; Fagaceae
Product: receptor-like protein kinase FERONIA
Exons: 1
Coding region: 1-1263 (420 amino acids)
Biological process (GO): protein phosphorylation
Molecular function (GO): transmembrane receptor protein tyrosine kinase activity; peroxidase activity
Source: RefSeq, a predicted model, not a curated record
AUGAGGAACUACUCAAUAUUGACACCUUUCUUUUACAUCUUCUUCCUCCUUUUCAUCUUUCUCCAUAUCACAUUUACUACUUCUACACCCCCUUACAUAGCUGUUGAUAAUAUUACCCUCGACUGUGGCUCUUUUGGCAACUCAAAGGCUACCGAUGAGCGUGACUGGAUCGGAGACAUAGGUUCCAAGUAUAGUCCCAUAAAACAAAACAACAAAUCUAAUUCCUCUGAAGCCCAACGCCCAGUAUCCAAUGAGUCUAUCCCCUACAGGACAGCCCGGUUUUCUUAUUCCCAAUUCACAUGUGUUUUUCUGGUCACACCUGGCCCGAAAUUUGUUCGUUUGGACUUUCACUCAGCUGCAUACUCAGGUUUUACCAAGUCUAAAGACUUUUUUACUGUCAAAGCGGGUUCGUUCACCUUACUUAGAAACUUCAGCUCUUCCAUUUAUACUGAUUCUUCAGAUGAAAAGUAUUUUUUUAAAGAGUUCUGCAUCAAUGUUGAAAAAAAUAAAAAAUUGAAAUUAACCUUCAUUCCUUUUGCAAGUGGUUCUAUGAGCUACUAUGCUUUCAUUAAUGGUAUUGAGGUUGUCUCCAUGCCUACGGACAUGUACUAUACCUCAAGUAGUUCUAUUAUAGAAGGUAAAGUUCCUGUUUAUGUUGGCCGGUCUCCUCAGUUCUACAUAAACUACAGCAUGGCACUCGAGAUGGUCUAUCGAUUAAGCAUUGGUGGGAGCUCCAUACCACCAAUGCAAGACACUGGAAUGUUUAGAAAAUGGUCUGAGGGCAUGACUGAUUAUUUGUUGAGCAACGGUACAAGCCCUCGUGAUCCAUCUUUGAAACUCAAAUACUCAAAAAUACCAAAAUACAUUGCACCUGGGACUAGGGACUCGAUGUCUAAUUUGACAUGGGGAUUACCUGUUGAGACGAGAUUCAAUUAUCGGGUGAGGCUCCAUUUCUGUGAAAUAGAUCUUGGGAUACACUUCUCUGGCACAAGGGAAUUCACCAUCUAUAUAGACUAUCAGCUAGCAGAAGAAACGGCAGAUGUAAUAUUGUGGGCUGACGAUAACAAUACGUCAUACUACAAGGACUACGUAGUAAUGAUCCAAAACAAGGGCGAGGACAGUCAUACUCUGGCCAUUGAUCUACACCCUAGAACAGAUGCAACUUUAAGCGAUGCUAUUUUAAACGGUGUGGAAGUGUUCAAAUUGGGCGACCUAUCUGGCAAUCUUGCUGGACUAAAUAUGGUCCCUCCACUGAUGGAUUAA